Messenger RNA from Magnolia sinica, 2683 nucleotides. RefSeq lists its product as uncharacterized. NCBI's taxonomy places the organism in Eukaryota, Viridiplantae, Streptophyta, Magnoliopsida, Magnoliales, Magnoliaceae. Gene Ontology annotation, molecular function: protein phosphatase regulator activity; protein phosphatase 1 binding. Gene Ontology annotation, cellular component: plasma membrane. The transcript has 3 exons. The record is from RefSeq and is a predicted model, not a curated record. The coding region runs from base 381 to 2456 and encodes 691 amino acids.
UCCACUCAUGAUCCUCGACUCCAGAUAUAGUACUCGGGUUUCUGGCCUUCCAAGAUUUGGGACAGUUGCAAUCACCAAUGGUCUGGAUUUACAGAACCAUAGGCCCACUUGUAAAACUGAAAACGAAGUAACGUGCACAUCCUCGGGUCCAUUACAGUUGCAGCUAUCCCUUUCUGUAGCCCUUUACACCCUCACUCCAUUUCCUCUUAAGGGUCUGCUUCUUCUUUAUUUCUUCAACAGAACUCAUCAUGGGUGCUGUUUUUCAUCCAUGUCAUUGGCCUCAGAUGGUUCUUACUAAAAAUUCUCUCAAAUGCCUUGAUUUUGAUUCUUCUGAGUGAUACUUCCUCCUCUGCGUGUUUUCAAACUCUCUUGUGGUGCCAAUGCCACCUGUGUACUUACCUCUGCGGUGGGAGAGCACUGGAGACCAGUGGUGGUAUGCCUCCCCCAUCGAUUGGGCAGCAGCCAAUGGCCACUAUGAUGUUGUCCUUGAGCUCCUCCGCCUAGAUGCUAAUCUCCUCAUCAAGCUAACCUCCCUUCGCCGGAUUCGCCGCCUUGAGACUGUCUGGGAUGAUGAUGCCCAGUUUGUCGAUGCCGCCAUGUACCGCUCCAUCGUCGCACGGAACCUUCUCCUCGAAUGUGAAACCAAGAAAGAAAGGAAUUCUCUAAUCUGUGCCGGCUACGGUGGGUGGCUUCUAUACACUGCCGCCUCAGCUGGGGAUAUGGUUUUCAUUCAGGAAUUGCUAGAGCGGGAACCGCUUCUAGUUUUUGGAGAAGGAGAGUAUGGCGUCACCGAUAUAUUCUAUGCUGCUGCCAGGAGCAAAAAUUCUGAGGUUUUCAAGCUCUUAUUUGAUUAUUCGGUUUCACCACGGUGCUCUUUGGGCUGUGGUGGAGAAUUGGUGGUGAGAUCGCAUGAAAAUGUUCCUUCAAUUUUUAGGUGGGAGAUGAUGAACAGGGCUGUUCAUGCUGUGGCUAGAGGAGGGAACUUGGAGAUUUUGAGGGAGUUUCUUGGAUAUUGCUCUGAUGUUUCGGCUUACAGAGAUGUGCAGGGCUCUACUGUGUUGCAUGCAGCCUCCGGUAGAGGACAGGUUGAGGUAGUUAAGGAUCUAGUGGCAUCAUUCGACAUUAUCAGGAUGAAAGAUAAUCAAGGUAACACAGCAUUGCAUGUUGCAGCUUACCGAGGCCAUUUAUGCGUGGUAGAAGCUCUCAUUCACGCAUCUCCCUCAACCACAUCUUCAAUAAACAAUGCAGGAGACACCUUCCUCCACAUGGCAGUGGCUGGCUUCAGGACUCCUGGUUUCCGACGGUUGGAUCGGCAAAUUGAGCUCAUGACACAGUUAGUCUGCGGAAAGAAAGUAAAUUUGCAAGAGAUCAUAAAUAUCAGGAACAACCAUGGAAGAACGGCGCUUCAUAUGGCUGUCACUGGGAACAUCCACUCCAAUCUGGUCGAGCUCUUGAUGUCUGUCCAAUCAAUCGAUCUAAAUAUCCGUGACGCCGAUGGCCUGACACCAUUGGAUGUCCUCAGCCGGCGCCCACAAUCGGCGUCAUCAGAAAUACUUAUAAAGCACCUGGUUUCUGCUGGAGGGAUCUCGAAGUCAAAGGAUCAUGUGGCCAGAAGUGCUAUUGCAUCUCACCUAAAGUUGCAAAGUACCAGUAGCAGCAGCCCUGGAACUUCUUUCAGAAUCUCAGAUGCUGAGAUAUUCUUAUAUGCGAGUAUUGAAAAUGGAUUGGAUGCCAGCGGCGAUGGAGGCAGUGAGAGGCUAAGUUCAUGCUCGAGCACCAGCAAGAGUGAAUUCAGUCACAUUGAGACUGUCAACGAUAAUCAUGGUUUUCUGAGUAACAAUAAGAAACUGACUUCUGUUAAUUACGCAGCAAGGCGUCUGAAAAUUCUUCUUGGCUGGCCUCACCGAAAAGAGAAGAAAGUCGAUUGCAAUUUCACAGAAUCAUAUAGAAUUUUGGAAGACAAUGACUUGUUUGAGUCGUCCAAGAAAUUCAGCAGUUUUGAGGACAUGCCAAUCCCACUACGGCAGCAAUUCUCCAGACCAUCAAUACUUCCCAACAAUAAGCGGACUCUCUCUGUUAGGAGUUCUUUGCCAAGUCCAUCAACAAAGAAGAAAUUCGCGGCUGGUCUGAUGCACGGUGUCAUUCAAGCUAUACCACAUUUGGGUUUUCCUUCCCACUCCCGUUCGAGCUCUUUCUCGAGGUCUCCAUUGUCUUCUCCUAUGUUGUUGGACAAACAGAAGGUCAUCCUAUUGGAUAAUGAGAGCAGCGGGCCAUCUUGUUCAAAAACAUCCUUUGAUGAUGGGACCCAAGACAUGUCACCAAAGUCAAUUUUAGCUAAUAAUAAGUUGAUGAACCAGUAUUUCUGCUUUGGGGCGCAAGGCCUUUCUUUGGAUGACUCAAUUUGCAGGCCACAAUCAAGUCGGGCCUACAAGCAUUCAGUUCUCUCAAUGGCUUGACAGAGGUGAAAUGUCAGUUGUUUUCAUUAUAUUGGACUAAAUGCAAAGGUGUUCUGUGGGGGAGUUCUAGCUCGGCAUCUUCCCAGGCUUAAUAUCUGUUUGUCUGUAUGAAGGUUAGUAAGGUCUGUAACUGUUUCUUCGUUCUUUGCAUUUACAUUUCAUUACAUAUUUGCUUGUGUGAUUUGCUUGUACAAUCUAUUUAGAUUAUUCAAUGGGCUUUUCUGUUG